Fonsecaea multimorphosa CBS 102226 is the source of this 1845-nucleotide messenger RNA. RefSeq lists its product as uncharacterized. The record is from RefSeq and is a predicted model, not a curated record. The coding region runs from base 1 to 1845 and encodes 614 amino acids. Gene Ontology annotation, cellular component: membrane. NCBI's taxonomy places the organism in Eukaryota, Fungi, Ascomycota, Eurotiomycetes, Chaetothyriales, Herpotrichiellaceae. The transcript is spliced from 3 exons. Gene Ontology annotation, biological process: transmembrane transport. Gene Ontology annotation, molecular function: transmembrane transporter activity.
AUGGGCAACUCACGCCACCCAAGCAGUCGACGAGCCUCGUCCGUACACCGCGAGGAGUUAGAGGAAACAGCACCACACUUGCUUGAUCGCACUGGAUCGCAGGAGUUCAGUGUUGUUGAGAGCGUCGCCGUCCAGGAAAUCUCGACCGAGGACGAGACACCAGAUGUGCCGACUGCAACAUGGCCGCGGUCGGUGAGAUAUUUGGUCAUGAUUUGUGCCUUCCUGACGAGCCUGAGCUUCGGAGUAACGCAAGUGCCCCUGCUAUACGUCUUCAGGCUUAUGACUUGUGAUGCCUACUACAAAGAUCAUCCCUCUGGAGUUUUGCACGGAGUUGAGCGGCCAUCCACGACGGGAACGUGGACAUCCAUCCUUUCCGCGGUAGUGGUGCCAUCCGUCUACUCGACCAGUCCAGGCAUUGGAGACGACUCCGAUCGGUGUUCUAUUCAUCCAAUUGAAAGCGCGACCGCCUUGUCGGUGUCCUUGCUGGGUGCCAGCACCCUCGUUUUCGGCACAUUGAACCUCUUCCUGACGGGCAGCUUGAUAAAGCGCAUUGGGGUCAAGCCGACAUUGAUGACCCAGGUGUUCUUUCCCGCCGUCAGGUUACUGGUACAAAACGUGGGUGUCGAGGUCUGGGGCAACGCUGGCAUCAUUAUCAUCCAGUGCUCGCAGAUCGUCACCAUUGUUGGGGGCCCCAGUGGGUAUAUGCUGGCUUUGAACACUCUUAUUACCGAUGUUGUGGAGCACGAGGGUCGCACGGCGGCGCUAGGUAGACUGACUGGAAGCAUGAUGUUUGGCUCUGCCCUGGGCUUUUUGUUGGGUGGCGUUGUGGCCGAGGCCUUCGACAUGAAAACCCCAUUCCGUUUGACCUUGAUGCUCUUUUUGACCUCCUGUGCCUAUGUCUUCGUCUUCCUGCCGCACAUCCCGCCCCAGCCAACAGAAGUUGACACGGACUCGAUCAAGGCAAAGAAGACAAAGAAGAUUUCAGCCGUCACCAAGUUCUUUGGUCCUUUGAUGGUGUUUGCACCCCGCAAAUUUGUUACAAGAGAGGGCAUGGUCAGGACGGAGUACGGGGCAUUUCUGCUUGCGUGGGGAGUCUUUCUUGGAAUUCUCGCGACAGGCUAUCUGCCCACACUGUUACAACUUUAUUCAACAGACGUCUUUGAUUUCGGUACGCAGCAGAACGGUGGCCUCAUUUUUAUGUACUCGAUGCUGAGGGGCGUCUUCUUGGCAUUUGUCUUUCCAAAGUUGAUCGCCAUCGGGAGGAAGUGGACACUAAAGAGCGAGGAGCGGCACAUGGCGAAUACAGAAGAUGCCAGGCCAUCGGAGCGCGCACCACUUUUGGCAGAAUCUCGAGCUCAAGCAGGAACCAGCAACGUGCACGAUUCCGAAGACAAAGAAGAUCAAAAGGAGCAAACAUUUGCUUUCGAUUUGACGUACACGAGAUUCUCGCUGAUUGCUGACGGUCUUCUGACACUGCUCUGCUCGUUUGUUCGCCAAGGUUGGCAAAUGUAUCUGGUGGCAGCUGUUCUCCCUUUUGCCGCUGGGACUGGGUCGGCGGCGAAAGGGACAGUCCUUCAAAUGGUGGGAAGCUCUGCUUCCAGCAGCGAAAGAACAGAUGCUCUGGCUGGAAUAUCUCUGGUCGAAAACAUGGCUCGGCUGGCGACGACGUUUGUCUUUGGUGUCAUUUUUGCGGCGUUUACCAGCAUUGGAAGAACGGAGCUUGUUUUCACAUGCAACGCCGCUGUCGCGUUGAUAGGGUUCGGUGUCUUGCUAUUCGCGCGCUUUCCACCGGAAGGGAGUCGUCCGCUUGACCAUAAGGACGAAGACGUGAAUACUACAUCAUGA